GCGUGUGCGGAAAAUAUAUAGAAUUGAUGCAGUGGUUGCUACACACCGGCAGCAGCACCAUGAAAUACGCAGUGCAUCUGUUGCUUCUGACGGUGGUGCUGGCGGUGGCUUUUAGUAGCCCUGCAACUAAGCCAAAAGAAAACAAGCAAGCUGCAGCAAAAAAAGCAGCAAACUCGGGCAAGAACGUUCACAAAGCCGGGAAUACUAAAAAGGCCCAAAAGGCGAAGGGAAAGAAGUCCCAAAGUUGGAGCUAUAAUGAAAACGACGAUGACUCAUAUCCCGAUUCUUACAAAGAUGAUUCUGACAAUGAAUAUGGAAGCGAUUCCUCAGGAUCUGGUUCUUGGGGUGACGAGGGGCCGAGCAAAAGAUUUGGAAUGGAGAGUUUCUAUAACGACGAUUAUGAAUAUGAUUAUGAUUCGGACUAUGAUGACCUCUGCGUUUCCCGGGGCUCACCAUUUAUUAUGAUGAUGUUUUUUGCACCUCCCCCUGGAUUCUUUGGUGGAGGACCAAGUAGGAUGGGGUAUGGUCCGAUGGAUGGUGUCUUUAUGGGAGGUAUGAGAGGGAUGGGUGGAAUGGGGAUGGGGGGAAUGGGAGGGAUGCGUGGAAUGGGGAUGGGGGGAAUGGGAGGGAUGGGAGGAAUGGGACGUUUUCCUCCACCACCUCCACCUUGGGAAGAAGACCCUGGCUAUGGUGAAUACGGGGGCAUCGAAUAUUCACCUGACAAGCGAAUCAACAGCGGAAAAAUCCCGUCGACUGGAAACAAAAACGCCAAAGAUUUGCCAGCAAAGCAAAAGGCCGCAGCCUCUAAUAAGAAAGGCAAACCAGCUCCAAUCACUACAACCACGAAGGCAGCCGUAAAUAAGCGACCAAAUAAAAACAACAACAUUAAGAAAACUGUGGGUUAA
This is a messenger RNA of Neocloeon triangulifer, 905 nucleotides long. RefSeq names its product dnaJ homolog subfamily C member 7 homolog. Lineage: Eukaryota; Metazoa; Arthropoda; Insecta; Ephemeroptera; Baetidae. The transcript is spliced from 3 exons. Bases 27 to 905 code for a protein of 292 amino acids. The record is from RefSeq and is a predicted model, not a curated record.